Messenger RNA from Scheffersomyces amazonensis, 1482 nucleotides. RefSeq names its product Age2p (gene AGE2). The record is from RefSeq and is a predicted model, not a curated record. Gene Ontology annotation, cellular component: cytoplasm. The transcript has a single exon. The coding region runs from base 169 to 1350 and encodes 393 amino acids. Gene Ontology annotation, biological process: regulation of DNA-templated transcription; intra-Golgi vesicle-mediated transport; endoplasmic reticulum to Golgi vesicle-mediated transport. NCBI's taxonomy places the organism in Eukaryota, Fungi, Ascomycota, Pichiomycetes, Serinales, Debaryomycetaceae. Gene Ontology annotation, molecular function: GTPase activator activity; sequence-specific DNA binding; metal ion binding.
GUAAGUUUGAAAGUGAAAGUAAAAUCAAAUAAGCUAAGUUAAUAAUAAAGCUUUGUAAUAUAUGGUUGGUAAUAGUGGCUAAUUUUAGAAAAAUUUAAGAAUUGGACACUAUUUACAUUUACAAAAUUUACAGAAAUUGAAAUUAAGCAGAUUACAUUCGUUUAAAUAAUGAGUUCGAGAACGGCGUUACCAUCAUCUAAAAAGACUCAUUCAGAAAAGCAUAAACAAAUCUUAAAGCAAUUACUAAGAGAAUCUGCUAAUAAAUCUUGUGCAGAUUGUAAAGUAACUAAAAAUCCUAGAUGGGCAUCUUGGAGUUUAGGAUGUUUUGUUUGUAUAAGAUGUUCUGGUAUUCAUAGAAGUAUGGGAACUCAUAUAUCAAAAGUUAAAUCAGUUGAUUUAGAUGCUUGGACUGAUGAUCAAAUAGAGAAUAUGGUUAAAUGGGGGAAUGAAAAAUCAAAUAUCUUUUGGGAAGCUAAAUUACCUGAAGGUUAUACUCCAGAUCAACUGAAGAUUGAAAGUUUUAUAAGAACUAAAUAUGAUAUUAAGAAAUGGGCUGCAUCUACUACAAUUCCAAAUCCUUUGACUAUUAAAGUUAAUAAUCCAACAAGUGUGAAUACAAGUUCUACUGCCAUUAGUUCUACUUCUUCAAGUUCUACUUCGGUUCCUACUUCUAUAAAGGCUCCUCAACCAAAAUCUGCUAAUUUAUUAGAUGAUGAUUUUGGGGCAUUCACUUCUUCUCCAUCUUCUACACCUACACCACAACCAACUAAUUUAAUUCCUCAGCCAAUCAGUGCAUCAGUUCCUCCACCAUCUAAUUCUGUUCCUGUUCAACCCAUUAUUCAAUCUGCUCAAUCUACUGGAGGAAGUAUUGCUAGUAAUGGAAGACCAGAUCUUAAGAAAUCUAUUUUAUCCUUAUAUUCAUCACCUUCUUCUUCAACUGGUUUUCUUCAACCACAACAAUCAAGUAGAAAUCAAUCAUAUAGUCCUUCAUUCCAUAAUACUUCAAGUGCUAUAACUCCUAAUGUCAAUAAUUCUACUUCUAUAAAUUCUUUAUCAAAUUCAUUAAAUGGAUUACAGUUUAGUGGAAGUACAAUAAAUUCUAAUAAACCAACUCCACCAUUACCAAGUGAUAAUAUAGCUAGUUCUACCAAUUCAUUUAAUAGUUUAGCAGGUACUUCAUUCAAUGUUAAACCUGUUGCUCCAAAUGUUGCUGCUUCUAAUUCUUGGCGUAAUGAAUGGAACGAUUCAUCUUCAUCAUUAAAGAAUCAAUGGAAUGAACCUUCUAAGCCAACUUCUAAUGUUGGGGUUAAUGGCUUAGAUGAUGAAUUGUUUAAGAAUGUAUGGAAUUAGUUGAUUAUCAUUUAAAUCAUUUUGCAUAAAUUUUUGUUCAAUGUUGCAUUAUUAAAGUCACUUUAAUUCUUCUUCACUUCACUUCUCUACUCUUUUUUUUACAUAUAUAAUUCAUUUAUAAGGCAGUAUAUU